Molecule: messenger RNA, 1074 nt
Organism: Gloeophyllum trabeum ATCC 11539
Lineage: Eukaryota; Fungi; Basidiomycota; Agaricomycetes; Gloeophyllales; Gloeophyllaceae
Product: NAD P-binding protein
Exons: 8
Coding region: 1-1074 (357 amino acids)
Source: RefSeq, a predicted model, not a curated record
AUGACCACCAAGAUCAACGUUUUCAUCACCGGCGCGACAGGCUACCUUGGAGGCUCUGUCCUUCAACGCUUACUCGCACAUCCCGAAAGGACCUCAUUUAGUAUCACCGCCCUGGUGCGCAACGUCGAGAAGGCCAAGCUACUUGAGGAAUUCUGUGUGAAGACCACGAUCGGCUCCUACUCCGACUUGGACAAGUUGGAGGCUGCAGCGUCCACCGCUGACGUCUUUUUCGCCAUUGCCAACUGUGAUGACCUCCCCGCUGCGAAGGCUAUUCUCCAAGGUCUGAAGAAAAGACACGCGGAGACCGGGAAGCAACCCAUCCUAAUUCAUACUUCAGGAUCAGCCAUUAUAAUUGACAACGCACAGGGCAAAUACGCCAGUGACAACGCUUACUCCGACAUGGACAUACCCAGGAUCGAAGCUCUGGAUCCCGCGCAACCGCACAGAAACGUCGACAUCGCCAUCGUAGAAGCCAGCAAGGAAGGAUACGCGCGGACGCAUAUCGUCGUCCCGCCCACCAUCUUUGGGCGCGCCUCCGGGCCUCUGUUCGAGAAGGGCAUCUGCAACCCGGGCUCGAUCCAGAUCCCCUCCCUCAUCCAGGUAGCGUGGCACCGCAAGGCCAGCGGGCUGAUGGGCGAGGGAAAGAAUCUCUGGUCACUCGUCUCCGUCGACGAUGUCGCGGACUUGUACAUCGUCCUGUUUGACGCGGCGCGCAAGGACGAGAAGACCGCGCACGGCCGCGAGGGCUUCUACUUUGCGGAGAACGGGUACUACCAGUUCUACGAAGCCGCCAAGGCUAUCAGUGAUGCCCUCGUCCAGCUGGGCCGUACCGACAAGGCCGAGCCUACGCCCUGGACCCAGGAGCAACUGGGCAAAUACUUUGCGGGGGCGCCAAUAUUCGGCACCAACUCUCUGUGCAAGGCCGAUCGCGCCCGUGCGCUGGGGUGGAAGCCGACGAAGACGAAGAAGGACUUCUUGGACAGCAUCAAGCCCGAGGCGGAGGCGCUCAUCAAGGAGGGACGUAUCGACGAUGCGUUCUGGUUCAAGACCGUAUUCCUUGGAGUACCCAACUAG